AUGGGCGUGUACGCCCGCUCCGGCCGCUUCGACGACGUCCGGCAGCUGCUUGACGCAAUGCGCGGCCAGGGUAUCGAGCCAGACCUUGUCAGCUUCAACACUCUGAUCAACGCCAGCGCCAAGUCCGGGUGCUUAGCCCCUGGCGCCGCCUUUGAUCUCCUGCACGAAGUCCGGCAAGCUGGGCUCAGGCCGGACGUUAUCACUUACAACACCCUGAUCAGUGCUUGCUCGCAAGGUUCCAUUUUAGACGAUGCAGUGGCAGUGUUCAAAGAGAUGAUUGAUUCAGAGUGUCGGCCAGACUUGUGGACGUACAAUGCCAUGGUGUCAGUUCAUGGCCGGUGUGGGACGGCACGGGAGGCUGAGCAGAUGUUCAUGGAGCUGCUAGACAAGGGUUUCAAGCCGGAUGCAGUUACCUAUAAUUCUCUCCUUCAUGCUUUUGCGAAGGAAGGAGACGUCGACGCGGUGGAGCGUGUGUGUGAGGAGUUGGUUAAGGCUGGGUUCAGGAAGGAUGGAAUUACUUAUAAUACCAUGAUUCAUAUGUAUGGGAAAAUGGGCAGGCUUGACCUGGCACUUGGUCUGUAUGAUGAGAUGAGAGCCAUAGGUUGCACUCCAGAUGCUGUGACUUACACUGUCUUGAUUGAUUCUCUGGGGAAGGUGGAUAGGAUUUCUGAUGCAGGGAAGGUGCUGGAGGAAAUGGUAGAUGCAGGGUUAAAGCCAACCCUGGUAACCUUCAGUGCUUUGAUAUGUGCAUAUGCCAAAGGUGGGAGGCGGGACGAGGCGGAGCAGACAUUUGAUCGCAUGGUUGCAUCAGGUGUCAAACCCGAUCGUUUAGCCUAUUUGGUUAUGCUGGACAUUAUCGCAAGGUCUGGUGAGACAAAAAAGCUGAUGCUCCUGUAUCAGACAAUGAUGAAGGAUGGUUAUAUGCCAGAUGACACCUUGUAUCAGGUUAUGCUUGUUGCACUUGCAAAAGGAAAUAAACACGAGGAGAUUGAAGGAGUUGUCCAAGACAUGGAGGUUGUUUGUCAAAUGGAUAGGCAACUGGUAUACAGUGUACUCAUCAAGGCGGGUUGCAUUUCUCAGGGUGCUAAGCUGUUAAAGAAGGCAUGCCUACAAGGACAUGAGCCUGACAGUAAGAGUUUACUAUCCAUUUUGGAUGAUUAUGAAACAAUGGGAAAGCAUGAAGAAGGCCUCUCCUUGCUUCAAUGCAUCCGGGAGAAUGUCCCCAGCUCCCAUAACUUGAUAUCUGAAUGUUCCAUCAUGCUUAUGUGCAAAAACCAGAAGAUUGCUGCUGCCCUUCAAGAGUACAGCAGUAUGCAGACAUUAAAAUGUGGAUCUUUUGGUCAAGAUCGUAACUUGUAUGAGUGCUUGAUUACAUGCCUUGAAGAGGCUGAAUUCUUGCCAGAAGCUUCUCAGGUGUUCUGCGACAUGCAGUUUAUUGGCAUAGAGCCUUCCCAGAAGAUAUAUGAGAGUAUGAUCUCUACAUAUUGUAAAUUGGGCUUCCCAGAAACAGCUCGCCAAUUGAUGGAUGAAGCUGUACAGUCUGGUGUUUGGCUAAAUACUCUUUCAUCUAGAGUAACCAUAAUCAAAGCAUAUGGGAAGACAAAACUGUGGCAGCAUGCGGAAAAUUUCGUGAAAGGACUGAAUCAAGAGGCAGGUGUUGACAGGCGAAUUUGGAAUGCGUUGAUACAUGCCUAUGCCGAGAGUGGCCUUUAUGAGCAAGCAAGGGCAGUCUUUGACGUUAUGAUUAAAAAGGGCCCUCUACCAACUGUUGAUUCAAUUAAUGGAAUGAUGAGAGCAUUGAUUACUGAUGGCAGGCUAGAUGAGUUGUUUGUGGUUGUUCAGGAGCUUCAAGAUAUGGGUUUCAAGAUCAGCAAAAGCACAGUAAUCCUUAUGCUUGAAGCUUUUGCAAAAGCUGGGGAUGUUUUCGAGGUAAUGAAAAUAUAUAAUGGAAUGAAGGAAGCAGGAUACCUGCCAAACAUGCACAUCUACAGAAGUAUGAUUUCCUUGCUCUGCCGUAAUAAACGAUUCAGGGAUGUUGAAUUGAUGGUUGCGGAGAUGGAGGCAGCAGGAUUCAAGCCAGAUCUAGUCAUACUUAAUACCCUUCUUUUGAUGUAUACUGGGAACAGAGACUUUGAUAAGACAGUAAAAGUAUACCAUAGUAUUUUGGAAGCUGGCCUAGAGCCUGAUGAAGAUACGUAUAAUACACUGAUAGUCAUGUACAGUAGAAACUUGAGGCCUGAAGAAGGUUUUACUCUCUUGAAUGAGAUGGGUAAACGAGGUUUGACACCCAGGUUAGAAUCCUAUAAAAGCUUGCUUGUAGCAUCUGGAAAAGCAAAACUAUGGGAGCAAGGUGAACAGCUUUUUGAGGAAAUAAGGUCAAAGGGUUAUCGAUUAAAUCGAUCUUUAUAUCACGUAAUGAUGAAGAUGUACAGAGAUGCCUGCAACCAUUCCAAAGCCGAGCAACUACUAGCAGCAAUGAAAGAAGACGGCAUCGAACCGACAAUUGCCACUAUGCACAUCCUCAUGACUUCUUAUGGAACUGCGGGGCACCCAGUUGAAGCUGAGAAAGUGCUGAACAGCUUGAAAUCUUCCAGUUUGGAAGUCAGCAGUUUACCAUACAGCACUGUUUUUGACGCUUACUUGAAAAAUGGUGACUACAAUCUUGCAAUCACAAAGUUGUUGGAAAUGAAAAGAGAUGGUAUAAAACCAGAUCAUCAAGUUUGGACAUGUUUCAUCAGAGCCGCUAGUUUGUGUGAGCGGACUGAUGAUGCCGUUCUUCUCCUAAACUCGUUACAGGAUUGUGGAUUUGACCUUCCUAUUAGGCUGUUAACUGAGGUUGACAGUUUUCUACAAGAACUUGAGACACUAGAAGAUUCUGCUGCUCUGAAUUUUGUAAAUGCACUAGAAGACCUGUUGUGGGCAUUUGAGCGUCGAGCAACUGCUACAUACAUUUUCCAGUUGGCAGUAAAUAGAAGCAUAUACCGUCACAGUAUCUUUCGGGUGAUAGAAAAAGACUGGGGAGCUGACUUCCGGAAGUUGUCUGCUGGGGCUGCACUUGUCGCUCUAACAUUAUGGCUUGAUCAAAUGCAAGAUGCUUCACUGCAGGGUUCACCAGAAUCCCCCAAAUCUAUUGUACUGGUCACAGGGGAGGGGGAAUAUAACAUGGUAUCCUUGCGUAAGACGAUCAGAGCGUACCUUUUGGAAAUGGGCUCCCCUUUCUUGCCAUGUAGAGCUCGAACAGGUCGCUUUGUGGCGAAGUUUUACUCUCUUAAGAUGUGGCUGAAAGAUUCUCCUUUCUGCAUGGAUCUUGAGUUGAAAGACGCUCCAGCUCUUCCUAAAAUGAACUCAAUGAAGCUCACUGAAGGGUACUUCAUGAGAGCUGGUCUUGUAUCAACAUUCAAAGAUAUACACGAGCAACUUGGGGAAGUACGGCCAAAGAAAUUCUCCAGAUUAGCUAUGUUGUCAGAAGAAAGCAGGGCCAAAUUUAUUAAAGCUGAUAUAAAAGGAAGGAAACACAAACUGGAGAGAAUGAAAGAAAAGGGGCUUGUCAUACCAAGAAAAUCUAAAAAAGGACCACGGAGAGCAAAAUUUGUUAGAGAACAAAGCACGCAGGAGGUUUUGAAGUAG
Messenger RNA from Triticum turgidum subsp. durum (durum wheat), 3627 nucleotides. The record is from the annotation of a GenBank genome assembly. Lineage: Eukaryota; Viridiplantae; Streptophyta; Magnoliopsida; Poales; Poaceae.